CUGAUCUGCUCUCCCUCCGGCUUCCAGGCCGCCCCUCCUCCCAAGAGAUCUUCUCCCCGCCAGGAGGAAGGGAGCUGCGGAUCCCGAUCUUCGAUUUGCCGGGGUUUUCUCGGGGAGAUCGGCUCUGGCGUAGCCUGCAGGGAGCGGAUCCCUCCCUUUCCUUCCGUUCAAGGGGGUAAAGGGGGCUUUGUCCCCGGGCUGGAUCUGUCGUUCCCCCCCGGCCAAGGAUCCCCGGUGGAUCCGGGAAGGAGCUUUGGGGAAGUUGCUUCAGAAGGUCUCUCUGUGGUCCGUAAGAGAUCGAAGCCCCCGAGCAUCCAUAUUCAUCAAGUGCAAUUGGAAAAAAUGGAGUAAACGGAGUCUUAAAACAUUUGUUGAGGAAGACGAAUCCAGCAAGCGCAAGGACCGCGUUCCUGGGUGAGCUGACAACCAUAUACAGAGACCAGUGAGGAGGUGGCCGUGAACUUCACAGAGGAGAAAGAGACGCUGUUCUUGGAUCGGGAUCCACCAACCUUUGGCCAGGACUCCAUUCCAGAGAAUUUGGAAAUUGUGGCCUGGAUGGAGAAGCAGCUUCCUGCACAAAGGGCCAAUCGAUUAAGGAGAAACCAAAUCAGUCAGGAGUGAGGGUCAUACCUGGCCUUGACCCAGAGGCCUCUUCAUUGUAACUUUAAAGCUCAAGUGGGAGAGGCUGAGUUUGGGUCCAUCCCCCCUUUCAGCCAAGAGCUCAUCAGGCACAGCUGGAGGGCAGAGAGAGACACCGAAGUCAUCCAGCUGCACCUUUUCAGAGUUACGAUGGAUUCCACCCACAAAAGCAGGAAAACAACUGUGACCAAAGAUUUGCCUUUAAGACAACUAACAAGAGAUAGUAGAAAUUCAGCCCAAGGCAGCAGCCAAAGAAAAGCAUGAAGCAUGGGAAACUCUUGGAUCCCCCAUCAGACAAAAGCAGCCCUCCAAGAACGCCCAAAAGGAGCCAUGAAUGCUCAGAGUGUGGGAAAUCCUUUGCUCGCAGGUCCCUCCUUUUGACCCACAGGAAGGUCCAUGUGGGGAGUGGAUCCAGUCAAGGUUUGGAGGCUGAGAAAUCUUUCUCUGGGAAAAACUCCAAAGAUCUCAGAAGUUCCGCUAGACUGAAGCCCUAUAAAUGUGAGGAAUGUGACUUAUGCUUUGGUCAAAAGUCAACCCUUCUUAGACAUCAGAAAAUCCACACUGGAGAGAAGCCCCAUGAAUGUCUGGAAUGUGGGAAAUUUUUCUCUGAAAAAACCACUCUCAGAAACCACGAGAGAAUUCACACAGGGGAGAAACCUUACAAGUGUUGGGAAUGUGGGAAGAGCUUUGCUCAGAAAUCAAAUCUUUGGAGCCAUGAGAAGGUUCAUGCAGGAAUCAAAUCUUACAAGUGCUUUGAGUGUGGAAAAUGUUUCAUCCAGAGUUCAGGUCUUCGGAGACAUGAGAAAACACACCGAGGGGAGAAAAAUGAAAAGUGCUUUGAAUGUGGGAAAUAUUUUUCCAGUAAAUCAACCCUGGUGCUACACCAGAGACAUCACACUGGAGAAAAACCCUAUGAAUGCCCAGAAUGUGAGAAACAAUUUGUGUUUUCUUAUGAACUUCAGAGUCACCAGAAGUGGCACAAAGGGGACCUACCCUAUAAAUGUGGGGAGUGUGGGAGAAGUUUUAUUUCACUAGCCCAUGUUCGGAUUCAUCAGAGAAUCCACACGGGGGAGAAACCCUACAAAUGUGAGGAGUGUGGGAAGUGCUUUUCCCAAAAAUGCCAACUUGGAAGCCAUCAAAGGUUCCACACAGGAGAGAAGCCAUACAGAUGUGUAGAAUGUGGAAAAUUCUUUGUAGAAAACCGAGGCCUUUGGAGUCAUCAUAAAACCCGCACAGGGGAGAAGCCACAUCAAUGCUACGACUGUGGAAGAUUUUAUCGUACUUCAUCAGCCCUUAAAAGUCAUGUGAAAAUCCACACAGGGGAAAAAAACUACAAAUGUUUAGACUGCGGGAGAACAUUUGCUCAUUCAUCUUCCCUUAGAAGUCACAGCCGAAUCCAUACAGGAGAAAAACCCCAUAAAUGCUCAGAGUGCGAUAAAUGUUUUUCACGGAAAGUUUCUCUUGUGAUGCAUCAGCGAAUCCACACUGGAGAAAAACCCUAUGAAUGCCCAGAAUGUGAGAAACAAUUUGUGUUUUCUUAUGAACUUCAGAGUCACCAGAAGUGGCACAAAGGGGACCUACCCUAUAAAUGUGGGGAGUGUGGGAGAAGUUUUAUUUCACUAGCCCAUGUUCGGAUUCAUCAGAGAAUCCACACGGGGGAGAAACCCUACAAAUGUGAGGAGUGUGGGAAGUGCUUUUCCCAAAAAUGCCAACUUGGAAGCCAUCAAAGGUUCCACACAGGAGAGAAGCCAUACAGAUGUGUAGAAUGUGGAAAAUUCUUUGUAGAAAACCGAGGCCUUUGGAGUCAUCAUAAAACCCGCACAGGGGAGAAGCCACAUCAAUGCUACGACUGUGGAAGAUUUUAUCGUACUUCAUCAGCCCUUAAAAGUCAUGUGAAAAUCCACACAGGGGAAAAAAACUACAAAUGUUUAGACUGCGGGAGAACAUUUGCUCAUUCAUCUUCCCUUAGAAGUCACAGCCGAAUCCAUACAGGAGAAAAACCCCAUAAAUGCUCAGAGUGCGAUAAAUGUUUUUCACGGAAAGUUUCUCUUGUGAUGCAUCAGCGAAUCCACACUGGAGAGAAACCCUACAAAUGUCUGGAGUGUGGGAAAUGUUUUGGGCAACCUUCAACACUUAACAUGCACACCCGAAUUCACACAGGAGUGUGGCCUUACAAGUGCUCAGAGUGUAAGAAACCUUUUCCUAGUAAAUCCAAGCUAAAAAGGCACCAAAAAGUCCAUAGCAGAGAUAAAUCUCUUCAGCUGUGAACAACAUUGGGAGCACUUUUUUUUUGAAACAACCUUUACCAGGAACUUCACACAGUGACAGAAAGGAAAUCCUACAAUUAUUUUGUGUGGAUAAAUGUUUUUUCUACUGAAGCAAAGGAACCCCAGAGAGUACACAAUGAGACAAAAGAGUGUAAAUGUUGGGAGUGUGAAUUUGUUUUGGUCACAGAGCAGCAUUAGGACCUUCCCAGAGUGAUUGUACAAAAGUUAUAUGUGUGUGGGGAGUAUAUAUAAUGUUUUGCAGAGUACAGGAAGUCUGACUUAUGACCACAAGUGGAAAUGCAUUUCCAAUUAUAAGUUCUUCCAGUUGUAAGACAAGGCACCCAGAUAUUUUUGUUAUAUUUUGUAUUGGCCCUUUGAUGAACUGAAUAAUGAGAACUGAAGAUUUAGAGAGGAAAAAAUGGGUUGAAGGAAGAUGCAGCUGGCUGUUUAUUUCGUAAUAAAGUGUUGGUGUUGAAUGUGCUUGUUGAGGGUGAAACGGGAAAGUUUCUUUUUCCUACUAUCAUUUUUGGAGGGAUUUUUCCCCUUUUUUUCAUUGUCUUUUUCAUAUAUUCGCACACAGAUAUUUCUAUUAAGUUUUUUUCUAUGCAUAUAAUCCUGAAUAAAAAUAUAUUGUUCA
This is a messenger RNA of Ahaetulla prasina, 3543 nucleotides long. Its product is annotated as zinc finger protein 260-like. Gene Ontology annotation, biological process: negative regulation of transcription by RNA polymerase II. NCBI's taxonomy places the organism in Eukaryota, Metazoa, Chordata, Lepidosauria, Squamata, Colubridae. Gene Ontology annotation, molecular function: DNA-binding transcription repressor activity, RNA polymerase II-specific. The record is from RefSeq and is a predicted model, not a curated record. The coding region runs from base 900 to 2906 and encodes 668 amino acids. The transcript has 5 exons.